CUGUUGCCGCUCGGGCUCCACCGGCUCUUCUCCGCUCGUGCCGCCGCGCCCUCUCCGCAGUCAGGGCCGCCGAGGCCCGCUCGCUCAGGCACCAUGGGAGGUGGGGCAAGUGCGGCCGCUCCGAAGGUCCACCCCGAGACGAACGGCCAGUGCAGCGCUCCGACCGCCGGCCCCGGGCCAGAGGGCGCGGAUGGCAAACCAGUCGUCCUGGAGUCGUCCCUCAUCUUCGACGACGCCACCAUGAAGAGGUACGUCCCCGCGCCGGUCUUCAAACGGUUCCUCGAGGACUGCGUGUCCGGUGCUCCCACCAGCGAGGAGGACCAGAAGGCGAUCGCGGAUGGCAUGUUCAGGUGGGCGCGGGAGAAAGGCUGCACCGACUUUGCCCACUGGUUCUUCCCGGUCCGCGGUGGCAGCGGUGCCGUGGGCGGUGCCGUCGGCGCCCUCAAGAUGGACACCCUGGUCGACCUCGACUUCAAGUCGGGGAGCGCGAUCAAGCCCUUCUUCGCGACGCUCCCACACGAGCGCCUGUUCCAGGGCGAGACGGACGGCUCCUCGUUCCCCAACGGCGGCCUGCGAGUGACCCACUCCGCCGCCGCCUUCACGGUGUGGGACCGGACGUCGCCCCCGAUCAUCUCGGGCACCACGCUCCGCAUCCCGUGCUCCUUCCUGACGCACUUCGGGAAGAGCAUCGACGACAAGACGCCGCUCCUACGCUCGCAGGACGCCGUCAGCGCCCAGGGGAUGCGUCUGCUGAGGGCCCUGGGGCUUGCGUCCGAUGCCAAGUGUCUGCGCUCUUACCUGGGUUGGGAGCAGGAGUUCUUCGUGGUCUCUGCCGACCUGUACAAGAAGCGUCCGGACCUCGUCAACACUGGCCGCACGUUGUUCGGUAAGCUGCCCACCCGCGGCCAGCAGAUGGAUCUCAACUACUUCGCCCCCGUCCCCGAGCUCGUCGACAAGAUGAUGGCGGAGAUUCAGCAGGAGAUGCUGAGAACGGGCACCCCGAUGGCGGUCCGUCAUAACGAGGUGGCGCCAGGGCAACACGAGAUGUCACCGAUCUUCGGAUUGGCCAACUGGUCUGCGGACAACAACGUGUACUUCAUGGAGGCCUGUAACAGGAUUGCGGCCAAGUACGGUUUGAUGGUGCUAUUUCACGAGAAGCCGUUCGCUGGCAUAAACGGCAGCGGCAAGCACGCGAAUUGGUCUGUCGGCACUGACACGGGCAUCAAUCCAGCUGCUUGCGGCAAACAGACGAAGCACGCACUAUCUACACUGCGGCCCUGGCCUGCCUCUCCCACGGAAUCAUGCAGUACAACGAGAUGUUGCGAUGUGCUGUGGCACACGCAGGCAAUGACCAUCGCCUCGGAGCCCAGGAGGCGCCCCCGGCCAUCAUCUCGCUCUACCCUGGCACUGGCUUCGAGGCGCACGUGGACGCCGUUAUCGCAGGAGGCCCCUUGA
Molecule: messenger RNA, 1455 nt
Organism: Prorocentrum cordatum
Lineage: Eukaryota; Dinophyceae; Prorocentrales; Prorocentraceae
Source: the annotation of a GenBank genome assembly